This is a messenger RNA of Emys orbicularis (European pond turtle), 1278 nucleotides long. RefSeq lists its product as uncharacterized. Bases 1 to 1278 code for a protein of 425 amino acids. Lineage: Eukaryota; Metazoa; Chordata; Testudines; Emydidae. The transcript has a single exon. The record is from RefSeq and is a predicted model, not a curated record.
AUGAGGACAAGGAAGCUCCCGUACCCACUAGAAAAGGUCUGGUUGGACAAGCACCAGUAUGAUGAAGCGGAGAGGCUCCACUAUGAAAGAGAAGCCACGUUGGCAGCCUCAGCCACUGAAAAGGGCCAAGAGGUGGAAGCAAUGAACAGUGUUUGCCAUGAUGAUCCUGUCGAGGGCGAAUGGAAAGACAUGAAAAGAGUGAAAAAUGGGAAGAAGCAAAAGAAAAGGAAGCGCUCUCCAAAAACCAAGAGUUUGGUCUCCAACGUAGAUUUCGUCCUGACUGGUUUAUUAGCUGAUGGCGUGUGGUUUGACAAACCUUUCUUCGAUCAUGCUGAAAACAUGUUCAGAAAGAAACUUGCAGAUGACCUGACCCAGAAGGCCCCUGAAACUGAACUGGAUGCUGAGCAGCCAGCAUUCGUGUCCUGGUCAGAAGAAGCUGUCCCAGGUAUUCCUAAGCCAAGGAAGAACCCAGCAGCCUUGCACUGCACCCAUGCCAGUCUGAUUGCUUGUCACCAUGUCAUCCAGGAUGUCUGGGUCAACAAGUUCAACUUUGAUGAGGCAGAGAAGGUGUUUGUUGAAAGGUCUCAAUCUUGUGUUCAUCCACACUUCCUAGAUCUUCCAUCGGUACGAUGGAACAGUGACUAUGGUGAUGUUGAUCAAAGAACUCCAGAUGAAGGGUAUAUAACAGCUCUAUCUACUCCUGCAAACCCUGCUACACCAUGCCUGUCAACAGAUGUUGUGGUUCAUUCUGGUGCCUCUUUCGUUACCAGUUUGCCCAGUCCUGCACACCAGACAAUAAAUGGCAAGCCUCAGAUAUUGAGCUUGCAGGCAUUGAUUUCGGAGGUGUGGCUGGAGAAACCUAUUUAUGAUGAUGCUGAGAAAUGCUUCUACGAGAACAUGACUGAUGGGCAUCCUCCAGGGAAGGUGAGGCCUCAAGAGCGCAGCCGUCCAGAAGCCUCAAAGAGCAGCCGAAAGGACAAGAAGGGCCGCAGUCCCGGGAAACGAAUGAAUUCUCGACAUGUGGAGUUCACCACCAACCCUUCCCUUCCUAAAGAUGCCGAGCACCCUCCGCCUACCUGGUAUUUCCUGCACAAGGACAGUGAGCAUUUGUGGCUUAGUAAACCCACAUACGACAGCGCUGAAUCACGAUACUAUGCAUCUGAGGCCCUGAAAAUGUCGAGCAGACAAGAUAAUGCAAGGGUUCCAGAACUCACGCUAGCAAAACCAUCUCGACCUGCUUCUCGUGCCACAAGCGUGCCUGCAUCAGAAACUAAGUAG